AUGGCACAUCUAUCGUGGUACCUAGACGAUCUGCAAACAAUAGUGCCAGAGACCAUUUCCAACGGUCUGAAGCAAUGUCUGCUUUCACUCACAGCCCCUGAAGACUCGCCCUUGCCUCCGUUCAAGCUACCCGUCUCAUCGCACGCCUCGGAAACACUCAAGGGAGUUGUCUGUCGAAGUGGAGCUGCUAUUACCGCUACUGACAUCCAACUGAAACUCCAUUCACUGAAAAACAAAUCGUUCACAGUCAGAAUCAAUCCAAAAACAGACGGAUACCAACUCAGCCAGAUCGACAGCUGUAUCAACCACGUCAGCCUAGCAUUGGACCAAUGUGACGCCAUUAUCGGCUCAAGAGAUCCACAGUACCUCAAUAUAGUAGCCCAAUCGCUCAUCAAACACAUCAACGAAGCCGUGGCGUCAAUCAACUCACCUGUCGUGUUGCUAGAGAAACCCACUGAACCGGCUGGAGGAAUCCCCAGCAACAACACCUCGCGAUGUGCUACACCCAACCCCAACAUUUCGCACUCCAGUCAGUCUAUCCCCGUCUCGCUGUCUGGAACUCCGCACUCCACACCCUGGCUGUUCCCCAACACUCCUCCAGUUGACUGCUUCAACCCAAACCUACCUCCAGAACUCAUUGUCGAGUUUUACAUUGCCAAGUGUGCCAUUGUGGUGGACGUGCAUGUUGUGGACCGAGGCAUCAGUCGAGCUGGAACUCCCUCGCAGAACCCUUCACCUUCUUCGUCUUCCGCAAACUUGGCUGCUCUCACUAACCUCUUCAAACGAGCUCCGGUAGCCUCCAAUACAGCCCCCAAAAUCACUUACAACGGAGAACUGGUGAGCGAGGUGGAACGAGUGGUUGUGGAUACGAAAGAUCCCAUUCUUAUGUCGAUAGAGGCCAAGCUGAGCGCAAUCAAAUCUGCUGCUUAUCGUCUCCAUCGAAAUCUGGCUGCGGUAUCAGGUGCUUCAGAAGCUGAGCAAGUUAUCAUGCCUGUCACAGAGGUAUCUGCUAACUAG
Yarrowia lipolytica CLIB122 is the source of this 1017-nucleotide messenger RNA. RefSeq lists its product as uncharacterized. Gene Ontology annotation, cellular component: RAVE complex. Lineage: Eukaryota; Fungi; Ascomycota; Dipodascomycetes; Dipodascales. The record is from RefSeq and is a predicted model, not a curated record.